Molecule: messenger RNA, 3227 nt
Organism: Acanthochromis polyacanthus (spiny chromis)
Lineage: Eukaryota; Metazoa; Chordata; Actinopteri; Pomacentridae
Gene: fuca2
Product: alpha-L-fucosidase 2
Exons: 7
Coding region: 312-1739 (475 amino acids)
Biological process (GO): fucose metabolic process; glycoside catabolic process
Cellular component (GO): lysosome
Molecular function (GO): alpha-L-fucosidase activity
Source: RefSeq, a predicted model, not a curated record
CUUCCUACACUUCUCCUACUCCUCCAGCUACUGCUAUUUCACACCGAAUAAUACUAACUAAUAAUACUUACUGAAUAAUACUAACUACAACUCGCUCUCACUCUUCUCUCCACAAACGCCAACAACACCCACAGUGGGGCUCGAGAUCUGAAACGUUUUUAUGGGACAGCGAUACGUUGAACGAACCAAUCACGUGAUCUGCACAAACCGAGGCCUCGUUUGUCAUCGGUCACGUGACUUUUUCAGAAGCGACCCAAGCCUCGAAGCGAAGCUUCAUCUGACUCGCCCACUUUUACUCGAGACACGCCUCGAUGCCUCGGUUCAUUUGUCCCAUCACUAUUUAUUUGUGUCAUGUCGACUGGUUUUGCCUUAAAAUGGCUGUAAAUGUGGGCUAUUUACUCGUAUCGAUGCUGCUGAUCGGCACCUGCGGAGCCAAAUAUGAACCCAACUGGAAGUCCAUCGACUCCAGACCGCUGCCCCAGUGGUACGACCAGGCCAAGUUCGGCAUCUUCAUACACUGGGGGGUGUUUUCUGUGCCCAGCUUCGGCAGCGAGUGGUUCUGGUGGUACUGGCAGAAGCAGAAAUUAAAGCCGUAUGUUGACUUCAUGCAGAAGAAUUAUCCUCCAGACUUCAAGUAUCAAGACUUUGCACCGCAAUUCACCGCUGAGUUCUUCGACGCCAAAGAAUGGACGGACAUCUUUGUCUCAUCGGGAGCGAAGUACAUCGUCCUGACUACAAAACACCACGAAGGUUUCACACUUUGGGGCUCAAAAAACUCGUGGAACUGGAACGCCGUAGACGUUGGACCAAAGAGAGACCUUGUGGGCGAGGUGGUGAACGCUCUACGCAGUAACAGCGACCUGCGUUUAGGACUUUACCACUCUCUGUUUGAAUGGUUUAACCCACUAUUUGAGCAGGACGCUGCCAAUGUUUUUACUACAAACUACUUCCCCACCACUAAAACUCUGCCUGAGCUUUAUGAGCUCGUUGUCAAGUACAAACCGGAAGUGCUUUGGUCCGAUGGGAGCGGAAACGCUCCUGACAAGUACUGGAACAGCACGGGUUUCUUGGCCUGGCUCUAUAAUGACAGUCCAGUGCGAGACACUGUGGUGACAAAUGAUCGGUGGGGUUUGGGCUCCACCUGCACCCACGGCGGUUAUUACACUUGUGCCGAUCGCUACCAGCCAGGACACCUGCUCCAACACAAAUGGGAAAACUGCAUGACCAUCGACACCAAGUCCUGGGGUUACAGAAGAAACGCUCCUCUCAGCGACUACCUCGGCAUCGAGCAGCUGGUGGCGACACUAGUAGAAACUGUGUCCUGCGGAGGAAACCUGCUGAUGAACGUCGGGCCGACACAUGACGGAAGAAUCGCUCCGAUCUUUGAGGAGCGUCUGAGGCAGAUGGGUCGGUGGCUGAAAGUGAACGGGGAGGCGAUUUACAACACAACAGCGUGGCGAGCUCAGAACGACAGCGUCACUCCACACAUCUGGUACACCUCCAGACCUCAGGAAAAGUCCAUCUUUGCCAUUUUACUCGAAUGGCCGAAUACCGGAGCAGUGAUUCUGAGUGAACCAGUGGCUACACAAGGACAAACUCAGGUAGAGCUUCUCGGUCACGGGUCUCUGCAGUGGGAGCCUGUAAAGCCCAGCGGACUGCAGGUUCUGCUGCCCCAGCUGUCCUUCAGCCAGAUGCCAUGCCAGUGGGCCUGGACGCUGAGGCUGACAGGUGCCACUUAAAGGAACCUAAAGAGGAACCGACAGAGCUGCAGGCCGACAGCGGGACCCGACUCUUAUAUGUUUAAAUCAACAAACACAACUGGUACUGUCAUGAAAUCGGUGAUAUUCUGAGAACAAAAAGGGCACACUUUACAGCAAUCUGUACUAUGAUGAAAAAAUGUCUUUUUUUUAAAUAAUGAUGCGGGGAAUCAAGAAUAAACAUUUUACAUGAUUAUGAUAAAGGUAAAACAUCUAUGAAAACCUGGCUGUGUGCCUUAAAUUAAUGACUAGAUGUGACAUUUAUGACCUUUGAUGUCAAAACAUCAAGGAAUAUGUUUGAGCUUUUGAUUUUUGGUGCAAAUUUCUGCACAUUUGCUCCUAUUUUUAUAGAUUCCAUGAUUGUUAAGAAGUCUGUCGCACUGAUGAGUGUAGCUUUAGGUGAAGGAAUGUUCAACCUUAUGAACCCCAGAACCCAUCAGGGGAUUUGAAAGGAAUGUUAUCUCCAAAAAAUAAAAAUAAAAAAUCAACAAAAUUACACAAUUUAUCAGAGCCAGAAACUGUAAAAACACACAAGCUGUUCCAUCUGGAAAAUUAACUAAAUCUAAGUUUACAAUUGUAAUAUUUGAUCAAAAUCAUUUUAUAGUACAUACUGAAUUUAAAAAUUCACAUGAAGAUAAACAGUUUGCAUCAGAUUCUACAAAUAAAAAAUAAACAAAGCAUGGCUCCAAAACCAUAUACAGACGGCCAAGCUGUCGGAAGAUACGUUCAACAUGGUUAAGAGUUGAUGUGCACAGUAACGUGCAAAAUGACUAAUUUAUUAAGGUUAGUAAUAAAAUAUCUCCGGUCAGUGGAGCUACUAUUUCUUCCUGUAUUGGUAACACUUUGGAGCUUAAAAUCAACAUGUUCUUUAUGUUGAUUUCUGUAUUCUUCCAUUUUUGCAAAGCAAAUAAUCAAAUAAAUGAAUCUUUAGCUUGUUCUUUUUGAAUAUAAUUUCUGGCAUUAUAACAUUCUCAUAUAUUUUUAGCUCCCUCUACUUCCACCCAUGGUUGUUCUGUUUCCAUACAGGUGCUUGAUUACAUAUUGCAGUGAAAAAUGAGCCAACAGUGAGGAAAACUAUUUGAGUUCAUGUUUUAUUUUUGCUUGCUUGUUUGUUUUGUAAUCGCCAAAAGUGACACCAUUAAAAAUAACGAGACACGGGAAAACAGCAAGAAUAGUUGGACUGGAUUUAAGGUUUAAAUAAAGUGUCUGUAGGAAGAAGAUAGUUUAAGACUUUUUGGCUGACCAGCAGGCAGUGUUACCUAUAUAGUGCUAUUUUUAUCUGUUGGUCUUUGUUUUUAUUAUGUGCCCUUGAGUUCCCUGAAAAGUGCUAUAGAAAUAUAAUGUAUUAUUAUUAUUAUUAUUAUUAUUAUUAUUAUUAUUAUUAUUCUGUGCCCACUUGGAAAAAUAUCGCACACUUAAACUCUGGGAUUUUUCUUUAUUUCUAACAUAAAUAAACUUCUUUUAAUGAUU